GCCCCGCCCCCGGCGGUGGCGGCGGAAGUGACGCAGUGCUAUGGCGGAGGCGCCGGGCGCACCGGAGGAGUGCCCCGGGACCGGCAGCGCCCAGGCGGGCAGGGCGGCCGCUUGCCAGGGAUGCCCCAACCAGGGGCUGUGCGCGGCCGGCGCGGCCGGGCCGGACCCGGCAGAGGCGGCGGAGCUGCGGGCGCGGCUGCGGGCGGUGCGGCACACGGUGCUGGUGCUGUCCGGCAAGGGCGGCGUGGGCAAGAGCACCUUCAGCGCCCUCCUGGCGCACGGGCUGGCGGCGGACGAGACCAAGCAGGUUGCCCUGCUGGACAUAGAUAUCUGUGGGCCAUCGAUUCCUAAAAUGAUGGGUCUAGAAGGAGAACAGGUUCAUCAGAGUGGAUCUGGAUGGUCUCCAGUGUAUGUUGAAGAAAACUUAGGUGUCAUGUCAGUGGGGUUCUUGCUUAGUAGUCCUGAUGAUGCUGUCAUCUGGAGGGGACCAAAAAAGAAUGGGCUGAUCAAGCAGUUUCUGCGUGAUGUGGACUGGGGUGAAGUGGAUUACCUGAUCGUGGACACGCCCCCAGGAACAUCAGAUGAGCACCUGUCCAUUGUGCAGUACCUCAGUGCCACCCACAUUGACGGUGCUGUCAUCGUCACCACCCCCCAGGAAGUGUCACUUCAGGAUGUUCGGAAGGAGAUCAACUUCUGCCGCAAAGUGAAGCUGCCCAUCAUAGGUGUUGUGGAGAACAUGAGUGGCUUUGUGUGUCCUAAGUGUAAGAAUGAAUCUCAGAUCUUUCCCCCGACUACGGGUGGUGCAGAGAAGAUGUGCCAGAACUUGAAUGUUUCCUUCCUGGGUAAAGUGCCUCUGGAUCCACAGAUAGGAAAAAGUUGUGAUGGAGGCCAGUCUUUCUUGGCUGAAGCACCUGAGUCUCCAGCUACGCUAUCUUACAGGAGUAUCAUUCAAAGAAUUCAGGAAUACUGUGAACAACACCAUUUGCAAGAAGAAAAGAUAAUGUAAUCUGUAAAUGGAACAAAAAUGUAGUUCAUGUUUAAUUAUAGAAAAGUAACUUAUGCCUUGAUUUAUUAAAGGAAUGUAUUCUUUUUGUAUAUUGCAAAUAAAUUCUUAAUAUAAAGGC
Poecile atricapillus (Black-capped chickadee) is the source of this 1124-nucleotide messenger RNA. RefSeq names its product NUBP iron-sulfur cluster assembly factor 1, cytosolic (gene NUBP1). The coding region runs from base 41 to 1006 and encodes 321 amino acids. Gene Ontology annotation, molecular function: ATP-dependent FeS chaperone activity; 4 iron, 4 sulfur cluster binding; ATP hydrolysis activity. The record is from RefSeq and is a predicted model, not a curated record. NCBI's taxonomy places the organism in Eukaryota, Metazoa, Chordata, Aves, Passeriformes, Paridae. Gene Ontology annotation, cellular component: cytosol. The transcript has 11 exons. Gene Ontology annotation, biological process: iron-sulfur cluster assembly.